AUGAUCGCCGAGGAGGACAAGCCGGUCAUUGGUGGCUCCGCGCCGAGGCGCCGGAAGAGCAAGCCAAGGAAACUCUUCCCGAAGAUAUUCGAGAAUUUGAGGGAGAUAGACUACUUGAAAUUGAAGAGAGUCGCCGUCAGCGAGCUUGGUUUCUUGACAAUUCAGAAAUGCACAGUGGAUCUUCGGAUGCUUCCCUAUGGAAUUGCAGGUGAUACACAUGAUGAUUAUUUGCGCAUGGCAGAGUCCAUGGCCAUUAAUUGCAUGUAUAGAUUCUGCAGGGAAAUUGUGGUAGUGUUUGAAAAGACCUAUCUGCGCACACCCAAUGCACACCCAAUGCGGCAGACCCGGCUCGGAUCUUGGCACAAAAUGCAGAGAGGGGUUUUCGUGGGAUGCUUGGCAGCAUCGACUAUAUGCACUGGGCAUGGAAGAACUGUCCAUUCGCACACCAGGGAAUGUAAGGGACACAAGGGUGCAUGGAGUGUUGUGCAUGACCUAUGGAUUUGGCAUGCGUUCUUCAGCAUGGCAGGAUCACACAAUGAUAUCAAUGUGUUGCAGUUCUUAGAUGUGUUCCAGAAGCUUGUCGAAGGCAAUGCCCCUUCGGUGCAGUUUGAGAUUAAUGGCCACCAGUAUGACAAGGGCUACUAUCUUGCAGGUGGCAUCUAUCCAAGAUGGUCAACAUUUGUGAAGACAAUCUUAAACCCUGUACCUAGAAGGAAGAAAACUUGGUUUGCUCAAUUGCAGGAGGCUGCCAUAAAGGAUGUGGAGAGGGUAUUUGGUGUGCUGCAAGCUCGCUUUGCAUUGUCCGAUACCCUGCUCUUACAUGGUCCAAAGAGCAGAUGUGGGAGGUCAUAA
Messenger RNA from Lolium perenne, 852 nucleotides. RefSeq lists its product as uncharacterized. NCBI's taxonomy places the organism in Eukaryota, Viridiplantae, Streptophyta, Magnoliopsida, Poales, Poaceae. The record is from RefSeq and is a predicted model, not a curated record.